AUGGACUCAGUCGUCAGCGCCGACGCUCCUCAUUCUCGGGAUGAAAAGACUUGGGUGCAGCUUCAUCACUGGGCCGACUCGACCACAAAAGAAUGGUCUAAGCAGAUCAAGGCGGCGAUGACACGAAAGCAGCGCUGCGAGUAUAUGUCGCGUCUGCGUGGUUUGAAGAAAAACAAGCUUCUACAGCUGCGAGAUGAACAGCAACAACUCGAAGCCGAAGUGAAGAAAUGCCUGGCGACUAUGAACUGUGAGGAUAGCUCUUCUAGUGAACUGUGUUAUGCAGUACAUUGCCUUGCUCUCGAGUGGGAUUCUCUACGUACGGAGAACGUGGAACUGAUGAAAGAGAUACAUCGACAAGAGCGCUUUCAGUCUCUAGUUCAAGCUCAAACUAUUCGGGUAUUCGCGGACGCGACAAAAGACAGCGACACCAGCUUUGCAAACGUUUAUCCAGCAAGUAAAUCGUCGCUUUGGGGCCCUACACCUCACGACGACGAUGGCUGGCGUGUCAAGUUUCCGAAUGGAGAACCGACUUUCCACUUCCACCCGUUCUCCGAAGCCGAAUUCAACAAUGUCAUGCAAAACUGUGAUAAUCAGUUUUACUCCAAGUCAUCGGUUGCUGGGCAUUUGUUCGGCUGGACGGUGUAUCACGCUCCACUGAUGAGGAGACUAGACAACUCUCUAGUUGGCCGCGUUCAGCUGUCUGCUCGAAUUUGUUGCUCGUUCGAUGAUGCCGAUGCUGCUGUUUCCUCGUCCAAAUUGCACCUGUGGCCGCUUGCGUUCACGCCACCGAACUGGAGUUACAGCCAGCGAUCUGGUGUCAGUAUUCAAGUGCUGCAGUCGUUUGCAGUGGACGCUCAUGUGCUGGUGUGCAACAUUCCUGGUCCAGUCAACACCCGCUACUUCCAGUUUGCCAGACGGCAGCUGCAGGUUGAAGGCAAUGGUAAACGUUCAUUCACAAGCUCUCUCGUGCUGGCUGACUCGAAGGAGAAUGUACGCAACCGAGCUGCUGAAGAACCACAUCCAGACGUCAAGUGGGUCAACGAAGGAGGUGCGCGUAUCAAGUUCACAGAGGUUGACGACGCCACAAUCGAUGUCCACUGUGACACGUGGGCUAGCUGUGAAGACGAACUGCAUGCUCGAAAUCUUUUUAUAUACUGGGCUCAGUUCGCUUGUCGCUGGUCUCAAUGGAUGAUGGCCUCGAAACUGGUCGAAGCAGGAGAUUAACAGCGGCAUUAAGAAAUUGUACUACCUCACUAUAAUGCAACAUCCAGCUUUUGAUGUUAAUACAUUUCCCCUUCAU
This is a messenger RNA of Phytophthora nicotianae INRA-310, 1300 nucleotides long. RefSeq lists its product as hypothetical. Lineage: Eukaryota; Oomycota; Peronosporomycetes; Peronosporales; Peronosporaceae. Bases 1 to 1224 code for a protein of 407 amino acids. The record is from RefSeq and is a predicted model, not a curated record. The transcript has a single exon.